Talaromyces atroroseus is the source of this 1506-nucleotide messenger RNA. RefSeq lists its product as hypothetical. The transcript has 2 exons. Lineage: Eukaryota; Fungi; Ascomycota; Eurotiomycetes; Eurotiales; Trichocomaceae. Gene Ontology annotation, molecular function: FAD binding. Bases 1 to 1506 code for a protein of 501 amino acids. The record is from RefSeq and is a predicted model, not a curated record.
AUGAGGGUUUCCAAAUUCACGCUUGUCCUCGGCCUGGGAGGGCUCGUAUUGACAGUUGAAGGCACUUACCAAAGUAGUACGUGUGCUGCUCUCGCAGCAGCCUUUCCAGGAGAUGUGUUCUACCCCAACAGCACGGCCUACAUCCAGGCCAACGACUACUGGUCGGUGCAACAAGAGGAUGUGCAUCCGCAUUGCUUCGUGGCCCCCAGAGACACAGAAGGGGUAUCAACAGCCAUGAAGCUCCUGACAUCGCGAAACGCAUCCUUCACAGUCAAAAGCGGCGGCCACACUCCCUUUGCCGGUGGCUCCAACAUUGCCAACGGCGUGACCAUCGACCUAGUGCACCUGAACGGCAUCAAUAUCUCGGAUGAUCGUCAGACCGUCUCCCUCGGCCCGGGCAACCGUUGGAUAAACGUGACCGAAGUCCUCGACCCUCUCAAUCUGGCCGUGGUGGGAGGACGCUCCGGCGCAGUUGGUGCAGCCGGGCUAAUCCUCGGCGGUGGCAUCUCAUACUUCUCCGGUGAGAGGGGAUGGGCCUGUGACAACGUGCGCAAUUUCGAGGUCGUCGUCGCGUCGGGCGAGGUCGUCAAUGCCUCACCCGAAGUAAACCCGGAUUUGUACUGGGCACUGCGCGGUGGCGGCGGCUCGAAUUUCGGCAUCGUGACCCGUUUCGACCUGGAAUCCUUCGAGCAGGGAGACCUCUGGUCGAAUGAGUUGACCUUCCCAGGCGCGUUGAACGCGACCCUGCUCUCGCUUUUCCAGAAUCUCACCAUCAAUGGCAUGCCCAGCGAUCCGGCAGCGCACUCGUACCUUUCCAUAUACUACGAAGCAUCGCUGGGGGAAUACAUCGUGAAUACGAGUUUCUAUCAUGCCGGGCCCCCUCCGCCAGCGGCAAGCAUGCCUGCAGUCUUCGAGCCCUUCCAGUCCGUCCCAGAUGCGAUUUCCAACACGACGUUGGUAGCCAACAUCUCGACGCAUUUGGGCGAUGUGCCCAUCCCCUACGGCUUUCGGCAGACGUGGUGGAACACCGCCAUCUCGGCUACGUCGCUGGAUCUACUUACUGAAAUCGUGUCUCUCUUCGAAGCCCGCAAUGCGCCGUUGCUGGCAGCAUCGAACGGGAGCUCGACUACCCCGUUCCUGCUCUUCCAGGCUCUGCCACUGAACAUACUCACGCAGAUGCAGAAGAAUGGCGGGAACGCGCUGGGACUGAAGCCUUCGGAUGGGCCGUUGCUGGUAGUGUCGAUCCCCACGACAUGGGAGGAUCCGCGGCUGGAUGCGCGUAUCGAGAGUAGUUCGCGAGAGCUGAUUGCUCAGAUCGAGCGUCUGGCGAAACAGAGCAACCUGGAUAAUGGGUAUGUGUACAUGAACUAUGCGAGUAGCACGCAGCAGGUGCAGAAGCAGUACGGCGAGGAUAACCUGCGCAGACUGGAGGAGAUUGCCAGGAAAUGGGAUCCGCAGGGAAAGCUGGCGCGGUUGUGGCCGGGCUAUUUUAAGCUUGACGUGUAG